AAAAAAAUCUUUCUGUUGGUUGUAUUGGAGAGGCAUCAAGUUCCCCUCCCGGCACUAAAACUUUUUCUGCAUUCUGAGCUUCAGAAAUUCAUUCUCCUGGUGUCUACAACACACUAUUCUCAUAGAAAAGAUGACCUCUGAAGAACGACGCCAUCAAAUGGAGGAAAAGACCUAUGCAGUGUUUACAGCAGCCUCCAUCAAUGCCAUGGCAGAGUCGGCUCAGUUGUCGCCUAUACCGCAUGAAGCAGCGGUUGCGUUAGGAGAAGAUGCCAGCUACCAAGUUAGACAAGUUGUCAUGCUAGCAACACAGUAUAUGAAACAUGCCAAGCGAAGGCGUCUUGCUAUUGAUGAUUUCAACAGAGCUGCUAAGGAAAUGAAUGUGAUGCCUGUACAUGGCUAUGGGUCUCAAGACCCUCUUACAUUCAGACACAUCAAGGACACUGAGAUACAUUGUGUGGAAGACUCUGAAGUGAACCUUGUGGAUGUGGCUCUGGGAAGUUAUGUUCCUAAACAGAUUGGACUGCCUUCCAUUAAAGCUCACUGGCUUGCCGUGGAAGGCAUAAUAAAGAUCUCACAAGGGGGCAGCUCUAAUUCAGUUAAAAGUAGCCGAGAGCUGUCCCCUCCCCAUUUAAAAUACUACAACUGUAUGACCAAAGCUCUUCUAAGUGCUAAUGCUGUAGCUAUCAAGAAAGCACUUGCGGAUCUGAAGACCAAUCCCAAUAUUGUACCAGUGUUACCUUAUCUAAUCAACUUUGUCCUGAGUGGGAUUAAAAGCAUGACCCAUGACAUUGGUCACUUGACAACUCUGUUGAACACUGUCAGAGCCUUGCUCCAUAAUAAAGCCCUUUACCUGAUGCACAAACCCUAUUUAUCUACUAUCAUACAAGCUGUGGAAUUCUGUGUGUUAGAACCUCUGGCUGCCUCCAUCUAUUCUGUGAAUGAUCAUUGGGUCUUGAGGGACUAUGCCGCCAGGUUGCUAGCUGAAAUUGUCAACCGAUGGAACAGCCCCCAGAACCAUCUUCGUUUUAACACCAUCAAGUGUCUGAGAGAAGUGCUCCAAGACCUUCACAAGCCUUUCUAUUCCCAUUAUGGCGCAGUUAUGACCUUGAUAGCCCUGGGUCACAAGGCAGUAGAAGAUGUGGUCCUGCCUCAUCUCCCAGUUUUCUGGCCACACCUUUGUUCUGCGAUUGAAGACAAGAAGCAGGAGUCAGUCAACAAAGCUGAUGCUUUCAAAGUUCAGGGCGCUCUUCGGUUGGCGGCAGAGAAGGUUAUUUGUAGACACUUGCGCAGAUUUCAAGACCUGACCAAGGUUGUAAAAGAGAGGGAGGAAGUGGCUGAGAUGUUGGACUUGGACCAGAACGCAGAUGUCCAGGAGCCCAUCACAACUGCUGCGGUUAGUGGCGAAACUAAAAAUGUCAAGGAUUUAUACACAGAACUGUAUGAAUACUUUGGUGACAGUCUGUCUAACUGCCUGCCUCUGGUGGAGACACAUCAUGUGUUCAAAGCUCAGAAGAAGGACCAGGUCGUGAAUCUGGGGGACAGCAACUCUGGCAAGGGUGGGGAGGAGCUUUUGGAGAAUUUAAUGGAACAAAUAAAACUACAGGAGAAACUAGAGGCAGAGCGUAGAGAAAGGGAGAUCCUGGAGCAGAAGGAGAGAGAACAAAGAGAGAGAGAGCAGAGAGCUAGGCAGAUGUUGGAACAAAUGAAGAAGGUGGAAGAAGAGCGAAAGAAGCGAUUGAAAAGAGAAGAGGAGGAACAGAAGAGGAGACGCUUGGAAAUGGAAGAAACGGAACGACUGAAAAAAUUAAAAGAAGAGGAAGAGAGACGUGGGAAGGAGUGGGAGGAACAGAUAAAGGAACUCAACAAAAAUAGAAGCAAACCCCAGUGGCAGCAAGAAAUUGAACUUAGACGAGCACAGUUGGAAGAGGAAAUCCAAUACAGCAAAAUGUUAGAAGCCAAGAAGAGACAGGAAAUGAAGGAAAGAGCAAAACAGGAGGAAGAGGAAGAAAAACAAAGAAGGCAGAGGGAGGUGGAGGAAGAACUGAAGAGAAAAGAAGCUGAGGAUGAACAGGCAGGGAGGAGUCGUGUGGGCUUGCGACGAAGGAAACCUGUCAAUUACACAGAAAAAGAUGAAGAUAUUUCGGAUCUUUUUGACGACCCCAAAUCUAAAACGGCUGCAAAAAUUCCUAAACUCAAUCCACUUUCAGACAUCUCAGAUGACUCUGAUGGGGAUUUUCACAAAAGGCUGCUGGCUGGGCAGACUGGAGCGUCGGCAGAUGGCAUAGCUGUGAGUAAAAUGAUUGACCCAGCCAAAGGCUUAUUGAAACUGAAAAUCAAACGGCAAUCCAACUAUGCGUCGACGCCACCUCACCCCAUGUCAGUCACACCUCAGCAUAACCCGUCCUCCUACCAAUCCCCCUCCAUGAUGAGUCCAAUCUAUUCCCCGCACUCUGCUUCCCACUCCACGCCACCCCUGCUCCCAGGCGGCACGUCUCACAAGAGCUCUUCAGGCUCCGAGAAAGAAGGUAGACACAAAAGGGGCAGCACUAGCAGCAGUAAGCAUUCAAGGGCAGGCAGCGCAGGUAUCCAGGACAUUUCUGACCCUGAGGAUCUUCUUCUCGAACCUCAGCUCUCUAGUAUUCCAACCCCGCUGCUCCACUCCCCAGGGGCUGAGAGCAGCGGCUCUGACUCCAAUCCCCACCGUAAAGCCCUCAAACUGACUUUGAAGCUUACCCCCAAAGACUCUGCCUCUGAGUGAGGAGUUUACUGUUGACUAAGAUACAUCAUAGUUUGAAGUAUCGGGUUAUAUCAACACAAUGUCUCAAAGCAGUCAUGACUCAUUGUUCAGUUACUUGUUCAAUGUUUCUAUUUUUGUACUUACAAAACUGGUUCUUUCAAUGAUUCGUCAGUACUAUAAGAUUCUUGUGUAGAGGCAGUAUUAUAAGAUUCUUGUAGAGGUGCUUUCAUACUUAAUGGGACCAAUGUUUGAUAAUAGUGAGAAUACAUCCAUCCAGAGUGUGAAAGUCAAUUAGUUACACCCCGUGUUACUGAUAGGAAGUAUUUUUUUUUAUAUUAAGAAUUUCCCGGAAAGUAUUUUUAAUCUUGGACGUUUCUAACUUAACAAUUUGAAAAAAAAAACUAAGGCAGUGAGGCUAAACAGUUGUAAUGAAAGUGAUUGGUAAUAAAUUUAAAAAAAAAAAAAAUUUUCUUAGAGUGUAGGGACAACCCAAGCUGAUCUACUGUUUGCUUCACACUUGUAUAUACUCUCCUUUUAAAAUUGGAUCAAUUAAAAAAAAAAAUUGCCUUAGUUGACCAGAUACAAUAAUUUCAAACCCAAAUAGAAAAAAAACUAUUGAGGGGGGGGGGGGUUCUAAUGUGAUUUUUAUUUUAUUUCGUUUAGCAAUUGAAUUCUUGUUUUCCUUCUAAAUGUUUUCUUAUGUUAAUGUAUUACUUACAAUAUAUAUAAUAAUUCUGUCCAGUUCAAAAUCCAAUAAAUGUUUUAUAACUUUAA
Messenger RNA from Biomphalaria glabrata, 3511 nucleotides. RefSeq lists its product as uncharacterized. The coding region runs from base 131 to 2758 and encodes 875 amino acids. Gene Ontology annotation, biological process: RNA polymerase II preinitiation complex assembly; transcription initiation at RNA polymerase II promoter. NCBI's taxonomy places the organism in Eukaryota, Metazoa, Mollusca, Gastropoda, Planorbidae. The record is from RefSeq and is a predicted model, not a curated record. Gene Ontology annotation, molecular function: transcription coactivator activity; RNA polymerase II general transcription initiation factor activity; protein heterodimerization activity. The transcript is spliced from 15 exons. Gene Ontology annotation, cellular component: transcription factor TFIID complex; SAGA complex; SLIK (SAGA-like) complex.